Molecule: messenger RNA, 1137 nt
Organism: Cucurbitaria berberidis CBS 394.84
Lineage: Eukaryota; Fungi; Ascomycota; Dothideomycetes; Pleosporales; Cucurbitariaceae
Product: PALP-domain-containing protein
Exons: 2
Coding region: 1-1137 (378 amino acids)
Cellular component (GO): cytoplasm
Molecular function (GO): cysteine synthase activity
Source: RefSeq, a predicted model, not a curated record
AUGUUCCGGACAGCAGCGCGCAGCUUUGCGGCUUCUGCAUGGCGGAGUGCCCAGAGCAUAAGUCAAUUGGAAGCCGCAAACCAAACGGCCAUCAACAUCUCAAAAGCUCAAGGCUAUGGACAGCGGGGCUUACUAGAUGCAAUUGGAAAGACACCUCUGAUCCGCCUAAAGAAGCUCUCCGAGGAGACGGGCUGCAAUGUUCUAGGAAAGGCCGAGUUCCAGAACCCGGGUGGCUCUGUAAAAGAUCGCGCCGCUCUUUUUGUCGUCGAGCAUGCAGAGAAAGCCGGCCUGCUUAAGCCAGGCGGCACGGUCAUUGAAGGCACGGCGGGAAACACUGGCAUAGGCCUCGCACAUGUCUGCCGCUCCAAAGGCUACAAACUCGUAAUCUACAUGCCGAACACGCAGUCGCAAGGCAAAGUCGACCUCCUCCGCCUGCUCGGUGCAGAAGUAUACCCCGUCCCCGCCGUCGCAUUCGACAACCCAGAGAAUUACAACCACCAAGCCAAACGGCACGCCGAGCGCUUAGACAAUGCGGUGUGGACGAAUCAAUUCGAUAACACGGCAAAUCGCCAGGCGCAUAUUGAGACUACAGGCCCAGAGAUUUGGUAUCAGACAGAAGGCAAGAUCGACGCAUUCACCUGUGCAACUGGUACUGGAGGCUCCCUAGCUGGCGUUACACGUUACUUGAAAGAGAAGAGUGAUGGAAGGGUGAAGAGCUUCUUGGCGGAUCCACCUGGCAGUGUGCUGCACUCGUAUAUUCAGAGUGGAGGGAAAUUGGCAGAUAGAGCUGGAGGUUCGAUUACAGAAGGCAUCGGGCAAGGCCGCGUAACCGACAACCUCAAGCCCGACAUCGACCUCCUAGACGGCUCGUUACACAUCAGCGACGAGAAGACGAUCGAGAUGGUGUAUAGGUGUCUGGACGAGGAGGGUCUGUAUCUAGGCGCCAGUUCAUGUCUGAACGUCGUAGCAGCAAAGGAGGUGGCAGAGAAGCUGGGCAGGGGACAUACUGUCGUCACACUGCUCUGCGACGGCGCAUACAGAUACGCCGAUCGUCUAUUCUCGAAGAAGUGGUUGGAGCAGAAAAACCUCCUAGGCGCGAUACCGAAGCAUUUGACCAAAUAUAUCGUCCUACCUUAG